Messenger RNA from Funneliformis geosporum, 2534 nucleotides. Lineage: Eukaryota; Fungi; Glomeromycota; Glomeromycetes; Glomerales; Glomeraceae. The record is from the annotation of a GenBank genome assembly.
CAACCAUAAAAUUUGCAAAUUUUCAUCGUAAUAAUUCCACCAAUUCAACAUAUUUUCAAAAACAUUUUACAAUUCCAACCUCAAGGAUAAUAAAAACCGGACAAAUCGUAUCUCGAUUAGGAUUUGGUGGUUAUAGAAUUAAUUGGAAUGAUGAUAGACACAAAAUGGCUCUUGAAAAGGCUAUAAGAAGUGGGAUCAAUAUAAUUGAUACGAGUGCUCAUUUUGAAUUAGGUGAAUCUGAAGAAGUUAUCGGUAAGAUUUUAAAUGACGCUUUUAAAGAUGGAUCUGUUACUCGUGAGGAGGUGGUAGUGGUCUCCAAAGCAGGAUAUGUAAAUACUAAACAUACCAACCAUUUGGGCGGUUCAUUUGCAAAAAUUAAUGAUAAAUCUGCGCACUCUAUUUCUGACGAAUUUUUAAAUGAACAAAUUUCCGGAUCAUUGUCUCGUUUAAAUCUUAAAAAAAUUGAUGUAUUUAUGCUCAAUAAUCCUGAAAGAAUUUUACAAGCAAAGAAUAAGAGCGUAUCGAUUAGUAAUUUGUAUCAUGAUAUCGAAAGAGCAUUUGAUUAUUUGGACAAAGAAGUAGCAAAAGGAAGAAUCGGCGGAUAUGGAAUUUGUUCAAAUUCAAUGGCAAUUUCAACAGCAAGUGAUCAUAUUUCUUUACCAACUAUUUAUGAAAAGCUUUCGAAUUCAAGUAAAACAAAUUUUGUAGCAAUUCAAGUACCUUUUAAUUUAUUUGAAAGAGAUUUGAUUCAAAGAGGACUUGGACAAAAGUGUUCUCUUGCCGAAUACGCAGAGUCGAAUGACAUAUUCAUAUUCACCAAUCGUCCACUUCAUAGCAUUUCCGGGGGAGCCAUUCGUUCACUUGUUAAUAACAAAUGCGAUUUAUCCGAACGUCAAAUCAUUGACAAUCUAACAAAUGGAUUUCAAAAGAUAGAUCAAUUAGAGAGUGAAUUAAAUGGAUUACUUCAGUUAGGGCAUCCGUUGUUAACAAAGUUCGUAUGGUCUCAAGUAUUAUCACAAAAUUUGUCAAGAUUAUCGCAAAAUCAAUUUGCUACAAAACAUUAUCUGGAAAAGCAAAUUAAACCUGCCAUUACAGAAGACUUGGAAUGUUUGUUGGAUUAUAUUAAAAACAACGCUUUAAAUGGAGAAAAAAGUAGAUUACAAAAUUGGAUGAUGGCUUAUCAGAUGGAAACACAAACUCUUAUAGAAUCAAUAAUUUUAUAUGCUCAAAUUAACUUGCUCAAUAACAAUGAUGAACUUGAUUCCAUGAUAUCGUAUCUCUGUCCUUCGUUAUUUUCGGAAACUGCACAACUUCAUUCUCCGUUAUCUGUAAAAGUGCUUCGAAUUAAUUUAGCAAAUCAAAUAGUUGGUUGCGUUUUAGUUGGUAUGAGAAAGAUUGAAUAUGUUCAGGAUUCUAUAUUUGCUUUAGAAUCAAGCGAUGAUGAUUAUUUAACCAUUGAAGCACUAGAUGAUAUUUAUGCUAACUUGGAUGCUUGCAUCUCUCAGCUUCUUCAAAAACAACUUUUGGCAGAAUCUCUUCUUAAAGAAAUUUGUGAAAAAACCAAAGAGUUAUUAAUGAACGAAAGCAACUGCGUUUCUAUUUCGGCUCCCGUCACCGUAGAAAGCGACUAUGUGGAUAGGGGACUUUUUAGCGUGGAAACGAUAUCUCUGUUGACUUGCCUGAAAUUACGCUAUCCUCAUAGAGUUCAACUGGUUCGAGGAAAUCAUGAAUCCAGAGCCGUAACUCAGACCUACGGAUUUUAUACUGAAUGCGUAAGAAAAUAUGGUUCGACAAACGUUUGGCAUUACUUUACUGAUAUGUUUGAUUAUCUUACGUUAUCGGUGGUAAUUGACGAUAGAAUUUUCUGCGUACACGGAGGGUUAUCUCCUUCAAUACAUAGCAUCGAUCAAAUAAAAAUCCUGGAUAGAUACAGAGAGAUUCCACACGAAGGCCCAAUGGCAGACUUGGUUUGGUCCGAUCCUGAUCCGGACAAAGAAGAAUUUUCCAUUUCACCAAGAGGUGCUGGUUACACCUUUGGAGGAUUGGUUGUCAAAAAGUUUCUCGAGAUAAAUCAGAUGGAACAUAUUCUUCGCGCGCAUCAGCUUUGCAUGGAAGGAUAUCAGGUUCUCUACGAUGAUCGUUUAUCAACUGUAUGGUCUGCGCCAAAUUAUUGUUAUCGUUGUGGAAACAUGGCUUCAAUAUUGGAGGUUGAUGUAGAUGGGCAAAGAUUUUUUAAUGUAUUUGACGCAGCACCUGAAAAUGAGAGGGAUGGUCCUUCACAACAAAUGUCUAUAGAGAAAAAGAAAAACGAAUUAUUGUCAUUUUUAUCACUACAAUUAUGGAAGAAGAAGACCUUGCCACGAUUUUUUGGAGAAAUGUGGAAUGGAUUCAAGGGACCUGAGGGACUUAAUGACGAUAAUGUUCUGGAUUAUUUUGCCGAAUCACCAUUUUGGGAUGCUCAAUGUAAUAAUGCAACCUUAAAAAUGCAAACGCAAUAUAAUGACCUUAAAGAAUUCAACAAAUUUUUGAAGUAA